CCUCUGUUUCUGAUCCCAAUUCCCAAUUACUCUUUCCUUUGAAUUUACUUCAAUUGAACUCAACCAAUUUAUUGUAAAAAAAAAAAAAAAAUCGAUUUUGAAUUGUGAUUUAGUGCCAUUUUUUUUUUUUAGAGGAAUUGGAAUUAUACAGACAUGUUCUAUGGAACGGCAGUGUGGGAUCCAUGGCUUAUUGUUGCACAGAUUGUGUGUUUUCAAUGUUUAUAUUAUUUGACGCUUGGGAUAUUCAUGGUAAUUCUUGUGGGGACACGUGUUUCUCGAAUGAGUCUUGUUUAUUUCUUUGAUUAUGCAACUGUUACUGCUUCCACUGUAACUGGAUGGUGUGUUAUUGCUUCAUUCAUUCUCACUUCAAUUGCAGGAGCUGGCUUUUUACUUUAUUUGAUUGAGAGGGCAAAGAAGUGCUUAGAUUUUUCAGCAAGUCUCUACAUCAUCCAUCUUUUAAUAUGUAUUAUCUAUGGAGGUUGGCCUUCUUCAGUAACAUGGUGGGUUGUGAAUGUUACUGGGCUUGCGGUGAUGGCAUUGUUAGGUGAAUACUUGUGCAUAAGACGUGAAUUACUAGAAAUUCCAAUUUCAAGAUUCCGAUCAAGGUCAGUCAGUGAGGAGAAGCCAAACGAAGACAUGGAUGAGCAAAUCCCUUUGUAUCGUGCGGACAAUAUGGCUUGAAGAAAUCGUAGGUGCUUUGAGGGUAGGGAGGAAUAAUUGCUUUUAUGUUUGACUGAGUUGAAGCACAAGAGCAAGAACAAUUGUCUUCCGAUUUUGUGAUGUUGUUUCCCUGAUCUGGAUAAGCUUGUUUGUUUACAAGUUCGUCUUCUGAUCUGACAUUUGAAGCUUCUAAAAAUGUCAUGUCGAAUGUGUUGGGAGAUUGAAACGCUGGACAGGAAACAAGCUAAGCAGAGAAGUUCUCAGACAUUUUAUGUACAACUUGAGGAGACUUAGAAUGAAGUAGCAGUUCUUAAUGAGAACGACUGUGUUUGGCAAGCUUUAUGCUAAGCACUCAGAAAGCAUUCGUAAGGUUUUUUAUUUGUAUAUUGCAUGUUGUAGGUGUUGCAGUCAAUGUACUUUUGUAAUUCUUCUGAUACAGUAAUUGAAAAUUGUUUGAUG
Messenger RNA from Lycium ferocissimum, 1119 nucleotides. RefSeq lists its product as uncharacterized. NCBI's taxonomy places the organism in Eukaryota, Viridiplantae, Streptophyta, Magnoliopsida, Solanales, Solanaceae. Bases 154 to 681 code for a protein of 175 amino acids. The record is from RefSeq and is a predicted model, not a curated record. Gene Ontology annotation, biological process: protein localization to Golgi apparatus; Golgi to endosome transport; Golgi to plasma membrane protein transport. Gene Ontology annotation, cellular component: trans-Golgi network; Golgi membrane. The transcript is spliced from 4 exons.